AGAGUCCUAUUUGAAACAAAGAGGGAGUUUGGGGGGAGAGAAAAGUUGGUUGGUUCCAGGGCGGCCGCCCAAAGAAGCAAGGAACAAGAUGUUUGCAGUUACCACGCAGCCUGCAAGCCUCAGCCGGGUGCAGAGAUGGAGCAAAGUAACUUGAAAGCUCUCCUCUCGGCGCCCUGUGCCUGCAGCUUCCCCCCCUAACGCGCGCCUAGAUCCAGCGCCGGUGUCCCCAAAGUGCAACUCAACAUUGUGUACCUCGCUGUGGACAUGAAUCCAGGAAGGACAUGUGGGGGAUUCCGUUUCCAACUCCAGGACAUGACAGUAACACUCCGCAGUCAAGUUGGACCUCCUGAACCAGCAUCAUAGUUGUCAUUUAGUAUGGAAGAAGAUGAAUUCUUUGGAGAAAAAACAUUCCAGCGUCAUUGUGCAGAAUUCAUCAAACAUUCACAGCAGAUAGGUGAUGGCUGGGAAUGGAGAACUUCAAAGGACUGUUCUGAUGGCUACAUGUGCAAAACGCAUUUUCAAGUUAAAGAUGGGACAGCAGUGUCACCUCCAGGAUCAUCUGCCCAUGUACAAAUGUGUCUUCCCAUGGAGGAGGCUUUAGAGUUACCCCUGGAUGACUUUGAAGUGACUGAGACCAUGGCAGCAACCGAAGUGAUUAAAUACGAGUAUCAUGUCUUAUAUUCCUGUAGCUACCAAGUGCCCAUGCUUUACUUCAGGGCAAGCUUUUUAGAUGGAAGGCCUGUAGCUCUGACGGACAUAUGGGAAGGCGUCCAUGACUGCUAUAAGACCCGGCUGCAGCAGGGACCAUGGGACACCAUUACCCAACAGGAGCAUCCAAUACUCGGGCAGCCCUUUUUUGUACUUCAUCCCUGCAAGACAAGUGAAUUCAUGACUCCUGUGCUAAAGAAUUCUCGGAAAAUCAAUAGGAACGUCAACUACAUCACAUCUUGGCUAAGCUUUGUAGGGCCAGUCGUUGGGCUGAAUCUGCCUCUGAGUUAUGCCGGAGCAGCCUCUCAAGAUAAAUGAAAUGGCAAUUGACAGGUUCUUUCAUUGAGCGAAAGAGCAUAGAAAUCGCAGCAUGAAGAAUGCUGGAAGUUUACGUGGCCCACCCUGGUUUUAAGAGGACCAAUACUGUGAAUUUUCAGCUCACCAAGACAUGGAUUUUUGAUGUGGAUUUUUUUUUUCCCCCUUGGAAACAAAUGUCUGCAGCAACUGAUACACCAUGCGUUUGAAGAAACACCUCAAAGACACAAAUCAAUAUAAAUAGCAAAAAGUUAAUGUAACAUGAUAAUAGAAAUACUGACAUCAUAGGGCCCUUCCAGGCCAUUCUUUCAUGUCUCUGAGACUUGUCUUCUUCAUCUUUAAUAUGAGAAUAACAAGCUACCUCAAUAGAGUUGCUGUGAGAACUACAUGAGAUCAUUAAUACAUGAGAAAAUAUUGUAAAGUAUUAUACAAAUGUUCAUUAAAUGCUCACCUUUCUUA
This is a messenger RNA of Hipposideros armiger (great roundleaf bat), 1482 nucleotides long. RefSeq names its product autophagy related 10 (gene ATG10). Gene Ontology annotation, biological process: autophagy of mitochondrion; autophagosome assembly; protein modification by small protein conjugation. The transcript is spliced from 10 exons. Gene Ontology annotation, cellular component: cytosol. NCBI's taxonomy places the organism in Eukaryota, Metazoa, Chordata, Mammalia, Chiroptera, Hipposideridae. Gene Ontology annotation, molecular function: Atg12 conjugating enzyme activity. The coding region runs from base 376 to 1026 and encodes 216 amino acids. The record is from RefSeq and is a predicted model, not a curated record.